This is a messenger RNA of Pieris rapae (cabbage white), 1953 nucleotides long. It is a transcript of the gene bigmax, whose product is annotated as max-like protein X. Gene Ontology annotation, molecular function: RNA polymerase II cis-regulatory region sequence-specific DNA binding; DNA-binding transcription factor activity, RNA polymerase II-specific; protein dimerization activity. The record is from RefSeq and is a predicted model, not a curated record. The transcript has 5 exons. Gene Ontology annotation, cellular component: nucleus. Gene Ontology annotation, biological process: regulation of transcription by RNA polymerase II. NCBI's taxonomy places the organism in Eukaryota, Metazoa, Arthropoda, Insecta, Lepidoptera, Pieridae. Bases 86 to 715 code for a protein of 209 amino acids.
UACACAUUUGUCAAUUUAGAUUUUAGUCAGUGUUUAAUUUUAUUUUGCUAUUGUUUAGAUAAAAGUUUAAUGAAACAUUUUUAAUAUGUAUUCUAGAUGUGGAAGUAGUGGAUCUAUUCAAAAUAUUCAUCAAACUCCAUCAUCUUCUAAUCAUAAUUCAGAAGACGAAGAUGAUAGUGGCGACAACAAGGCAUCUGCGUUGAGUUUUAAAGAAAGAAGACGAGAAGCACAUACGCAGGCUGAACAAAAAAGAAGAGAUGCCAUUAAAAAAGGCUAUGAUUCCCUACAAGAACUUGUCCCAACUUGUCAACAAACUGACGCUUCAGGAUACAAGCCAAGCAAAGCUACUGUUCUCCAAAAAUCAAUUGAUUACAUACAAUACCUAUUACAACAACGUAGACGCCAAGAAGAGGAGCGCAAUGCAUUGAGGAAAGAUGUUGUUGCUUUAAGAAUAAUGCAGGCCAAUUAUGAGCAAAUUGUUAAAGCUCAGCAUUCAGUGCCAGGUCAUAGUGAACAGAGGCUCACUGAUCAGGAAAAAUUCCAAGUUUUUCAGGGUAUUAUGGAUAAAUUGUUCGAAUCCUUUGAGUCGGUAACGACAAACAACUUUGCUGAAUUUUCUGCGGGUGUCUUCAACUGGCUAGAGGAAUAUUGUAAGCCACAAUCGUUGCGGACCUUAGUUCACGGCGUUUUGCGGGACCAAAGUUAUACACCUUGAUAAUAGUUAAUUUUUUUAUUCAAUAUAGCACUUCACAUAUCUCCAUGCCUUAAACAUAUUAAGAUCAAUCAAUGACUGAGUUUAAAACUCAUUACAAUAAUUUUUCAUAUGAAUAGUUUCUAUGUACUUAUAUGUGAAGUAUCAAAUAUUUUUGGUAUAAAUUAUAAACAAUAUGUCAAAAUAAAUUGAAUAUUAUAUAGUAUGUCUUAAUUAUAUCUUAGUUGAAUUGUUGAAUGGUUUAUUUUUAAUAAUAAGAUAUACAUAAUUUUUUUUGUUUAAUGGGUAGGAUAUAAAUGAAUUUGUGGCCUUCAAUUGCUGUGACGUUGAAAUAUCUUAAAUCUUACUAAAACUAUAUAUAAAAUUGUUAUACCUUCAUUACUAUAAUAUUUGUUUGAGUGUUGAGAUUAUUUAAAAUUCCAAAUACAAAACUUUAUGCUCAAGUGUGAUUCCGCCUAACUUUUGAACCUACUGUUAUGACAGGUGCUACUUCUGACGUUAAUCAAUAAUAGACUAAGGGCCUGUUUUACAAUGUCCGGAUAAGUUCCAAAUAAUUAUAAUAUAUAUAAUAAUAAUUUAUUACUUAUUGGUAGGAUAAACAGUAUUUUUGCGUUUCACGGCUGUCAGAUAACGCUAUUCGUCAUAAAAUGCCAAGUAUAUCAUUUGGAACUUUUAUCUUACGAAAAAUUUAUGUGUUACAUAGCUGUUUGGGACUUUAUCCAUACAUUGUGAAACAGGCCCUAAUAAUAAUAAUAAUUCGUCGGUUUUAAAUAUUUCAGGCAAUGGAAGACUCGUAGUGUCAGUUGAUUGAAAAAAGCGAAUUUGUGUAUGUUGGAAUUAGCACUUGUAUUACACCGCAUAUAAAAUGUUUCCAUAAAUAACCUUAUUAUGAAUAAAGACCAAAAACGGUACAUCCAUUUUCUGAUGAUAUAGAUUUGGCGGUGCUUGUUGCGUAAUGGUUUUGAUUUAAAUGUUAAAACGUUCCAAACAACGUAAGGUUAAAUGUAAUGUAAAACUAACGAGUUUCAAAUUUAGGAAACAUUUUGAUAAUUUAAAUAUAAUAAUUAAAUAUUAUAAAUCUAUUCAGAAACUUUUGUACUGGAAAGAAAAUAAAAUAAAAUUAUAACAUAGUGAAAAUCAUAUUUGUUGACUAAUUAUAAUAUUGGAAUAAGGGAUAGCUGGUAAUGCCUAUGUUGAUUAUGUCAUAUUUUAUUACGAUACAUAUAUUUCUAUUUACAUUC